Drosophila serrata is the source of this 1239-nucleotide messenger RNA. RefSeq lists its product as uncharacterized. The record is from RefSeq and is a predicted model, not a curated record. Gene Ontology annotation, molecular function: DNA-binding transcription factor activity, RNA polymerase II-specific; zinc ion binding. Gene Ontology annotation, biological process: regulation of transcription by RNA polymerase II. Gene Ontology annotation, cellular component: nucleus. NCBI's taxonomy places the organism in Eukaryota, Metazoa, Arthropoda, Insecta, Diptera, Drosophilidae.
UUUUCACCUGUAUUUUUCCUCAGUCUUAGCCACGGUCACACCAAUUGUUUAAUGUCAAAAAAGAAAUUUAAAUAAAUAAAUAAAUUGAUCGAUAUGAAGGAUUUCUGCCGCACUUGCGGCCAGACCAUUGUAACGGAUCAGUGCCUGCAGAUCUUCUCGCGGGAGGGGCGGAAACUAUUGCACUGCGUGCGAUCUAUCACAAACUGCUGGCUGCAAAAUGACCAGGACUCACCUAGCUUCAUGUGCCCGGAUUGCCAGGCGCUGCUCAAGCAGGUGCAAAGGUUUCGCCGCCGGUGUGCCAAGAUUGAGAAGUAUCUUGUCAGACGGCGGGCUAAGAUGAAUCUCGGUGAGGGUCCCGCUUCUGUAGCCCUGCAACUUCCCGUGCAACAAAUAGGAGCACCCGAUCCCCUGGGCAUUGAUGAGUUGCUGACGCCAAUUGAUGUUAAGGUGGAGCCCAUGCAGGAACACAAGGAGGAGGAAGACGCCGAGGCGUAUCUAGAGGAUUAUUCCGAUGAAGAUGGCUUUGACAAUGAUCCCAGCGAAGAUUUCUUGCCUUUACCAGAGGACUACGGAGAGCCACAGACUGCAAGGGUGACCACCGCCGAAAGCAAUCAGGACCAACCAAAAGAUAAGUCCAAAACCAGAUCCAGCAAGCACACAAUGCGCCUGGGUAGGAAGCUAAUCCACGUCAAAGUGAUCGACGACAAGCAGCCGAAGCGCAUUGUGGACCGAAACGGACAGACCGCCAAGCCGUGCAUCUGUGAGCACUGCGGACGCCAGUUUAGGGACACCAGUAAUCUCAAUGUCCAUCUGCUGCGGCACACGGGAACCAAGCCCUUCGAAUGCGAACAGUGCCACCAGAAGUGCUACACACUCCACCUUCUGCGACGCCACCAGCUCAAGCACACGGAAGGACCAUACGCCUGCACCUUCUGUGGACUGGAGUAUAGCACCAACAGUUCGCGUGUGAGACACGAAAGAGAGGCAUGUAAGAAGGGACGCGCCCCGCAAUCCAAGUGGGAGAUCAUCAAGAAGGGCGAACGCACUUUCCACUGCGAAGUGUGCGAUCUGUGGUUCCUGCGUGCUGGAAACUUCACUCAGCACAUCAACUCCAGCAGUCACAUUGAAAAUGAACGCAGGAAGCAACGUAAAACGAAAAUAGUCCAAUCCUUGGACAUAGUUACAUAAAACAGAAAUUCGGAUAAGAAAACAGUUUUUCAUUAAAUUUCAACAAUUUGA